AUGGUCCGCGACGAUAUCGAUACCUCAGAUGCCUCGAGCACCUCAUCAAUCGAUGAGUUGUUGCGUGAAGACAGUGAAGGCUGGGAGGAUGCUGAGCCAGAAGAGAAUGAAGAAAUUCACGUCAAGGACUUUUUCAGCGACAAGACUUUCCCCGAUGCUGCUUCUAUGAUCAAGUAUGCUGCGGAACAGCACAACUUUGAUUUUCUGAAGAUCACGAAAGACUUUGGACUCGAUUUCUUCGGUGCCAUCAAGCUUGUCAACUACAUUCGCGGCGAGGCCAAGAAUGGCAACCAAAAGCCCGAUAUGUCAUCCAAAUCUCUUUUCGAGGACGACAAGUACAUGCAACCUGCUCUCGAAGACGAUGCUCUGCUUUUCUCUCUGGAUGAUGUUCUGGACUCGGAAGACGCCGGACAGGACUUGCCUAUCGGUUCUUCGAGCGACAAGACUGCUGAGCUCGAGGCUGAAUUGACUCGCCUACGCGCACAGUUUGCAGAGUACAAGUUGACCGUUGAGAAGACUCUGGACGACCGCUGGAACGAGCCUGCCAAAGAGGGUGAGGCUGGAUCAAGCAACACCAGGAACGAGAACCACCAGGAUCCUGGAUACUUCGACUCGUACUCAUACAAUGAUAUUCACCAAACUAUGCUCCAAGACACAGUCCGCACAGACGCCUACAGGGACUUCAUCUACGCCAACAAGCACCUUUUUGCUGGCAAGACUGUGCUGGACGUUGGUUGCGGAACCGGUAUCCUUUCUCUUUUCUGCGCCAAGGCUGGUGCCGCUCGCGUUAUUGCUGUCGACAACUCUGAGAUCAUCAACAAGGCUCGCGCCAACAUUGCCAUGAACGGUCAAUCCAAGGUCAUCACCUGUGUCAGAGGCAAGAUUGAGGAGAUUCAGCUUCCCGAUGGCAUUGAGAAGGUCGAUAUCAUUGUCAGCGAGUGGAUGGGCUACUGUUUGUUGUAUGAGGCUAUGCUUGACUCUGUCUUGUACGCCAGAGACAGAUACCUCAAGCCCGACGGUUUGAUGGUUCCCAGCCACUGCACCAUGCAUCUUGCUCCCCUUGCCGACCAAGAUUGGAUCUCAGACAACAUCACCUUCUGGAGAGACGUCUACGGUUUCGACAUGACCUCCAUGAUGGAGAAGAUCUACGAAGAUACACUUGUCCGCUACCCCAACAAGGACACCAUUGUUGGAAGAUCAACAGACGAGCUCCCCUUCAAGGUUCUCGAUCUCCACACCGUCACAGUUGCCGACCUCGACUUCACUUCCGAUGUCAGCUUCACCCUCAACAAAGAUAUCGACAACCUCGAUGGCUUCUGCACCUGGUUCGACACUCUCUUCUUGCAGUCGCGCAAGGACGAGAUCCCCGCUGGCAUGCUCCGCGGUGUCAAGCCUCCUAAGAGCGAUGAGGACAAGACCGUCUUCUUCACCACCAGUCCCUUUGGCCCCGAGACACACUGGCGCUGUGGUGUUUUGAUGAUUGAUGCAACCGAGAAGGAUGAUCAGGCUCUGAACCAAGGUACCGUCAUUGAAGGCAAGGUGACCUUCAAGAAGAACAAGGACGCCAAGCGUAACUUGAACAUCAACAUGAAUUGGGAGAUCAAGGGUACCGAGACCAAGGACAAGCAGCUCUGGUACAUGAGGUAG
Messenger RNA from Aureobasidium namibiae CBS 147.97, 1647 nucleotides. RefSeq names its product S-adenosyl-L-methionine-dependent methyltransferase. NCBI's taxonomy places the organism in Eukaryota, Fungi, Ascomycota, Dothideomycetes, Dothideales, Saccotheciaceae. Gene Ontology annotation, biological process: peptidyl-arginine methylation. Gene Ontology annotation, cellular component: nucleus. The record is from RefSeq and is a predicted model, not a curated record. Gene Ontology annotation, molecular function: protein-arginine N-methyltransferase activity. The coding region runs from base 1 to 1647 and encodes 548 amino acids. The transcript is spliced from 2 exons.